Molecule: messenger RNA, 4246 nt
Organism: Schistosoma curassoni
Lineage: Eukaryota; Metazoa; Platyhelminthes; Trematoda; Strigeidida; Schistosomatidae
Source: the annotation of a GenBank genome assembly
GGAAAUCGCCAAGGGUCGACCUAGAGGUUGUGGAUUUGACCAGAGACUUAGUGUUACAUAAAUAGCAACGUGGCUUACUACUUCUAUGGAAUAUUUGUAACAGACUUUCGUUGGAUAAAUUCCAAAGUUCAAGCAAAUAUGGAACAGUCGUCUGGGACACCGAACCUCAUCGUUAACGAAACUUUAAACACUGAUAUGAUCAACAACGAACAAAAACAUGGACAUAACAGUAUCCAACCAAAGGAUAUUCAUAUAUCAAGUACUUCAGUAUCUGUACAUCAUCGUCGCAAGCGGUCGCAUAUAUCAUCAUUAUCGGGGCCUGUGCAUGCAGUUAAUCAUAUAGAAGCACCCACAUAUGGAGAAUAUGAAUUUCCAUCGUUAAAAGAUCAUGUUGACAUUGUAGAGUCGGCAGACGAGGAAAAUGUACUUCUUAGUUGCAAUCCUGAACAUUUUCUGCGUAGUGAUUCAACUUUUGGUGAAAAAUCCGUCGAUUCGCUAAAGCUCGCUAAACUCGAUCCGGAAUUCCGUGACUUAAUCUCACGUUAUGUCUGCUCGGAAUAUGUAGUUCAUUGUCUUGAACUGGCAGGCUUUUGUACACCGUAUGUUGUCGCCCGACUAGAUGAUCAUCAGUUACAGAGGCUUGAGACGUUUGUUGGACAUGCUUGUUCGAUUAUGAAGUCAAUUACCUUACGAGAGCAUUUCGUAGGGCCCAUUUUUGCAAAUGAUCCAUUAAAGUUUAAACUACCCUCAGGUGCUGCUUGUGGAAUUCUUUUGGCUGCACACGAAAUUCGUCGGAGGUAUCGUCGAUCUCAGUUAUCGAUAGAGGGUCAAAAUCCUAUUGAUGAGGAUUUCAUAAUUGUCCCAGACUCAUGUGAUCAGAGCUUCAGUGAUAUAGGUUGUCAAACAGAUUCUUCAUUGUCUCACUUAAUUUCUUCAACAUCUUCACCGCCUGUUAUCUUGGCUGACCCAUUACCAAGCAACUUUGUGGAAAAUUCGGAUUCAACAUCUCCAACAUCGGUGGUAAAUUUGACGUCGAAAACCUACUUUUCAGAUUCCCCGAAUCCCUCACGUAGGUCAGAACCAAGUGUUCCACCUUCUGACGGACCAGCAGUGAUCAUGGCUGCUGCUCUCCAAGCUGCCGCAGCUGCUGUGAGUGGAAAUGGAUACAAUAAUAUCACUUUGUUUUCUAAUUCCUUACCCGAUGAAAACAGUUUAACGACACUCUCUGGUUUAAGUAGCUGUAACUCUGGUGAUACAAAUCCUGUGCUUCAUCCAGGAACUAGCAUCUCUCCUGUUUCAUCACGUAAUACGAUUCCAGUGUCAAAUAUGCCUUCUGUCGCCAUCACAUCAAAUGCUAUACCAUCUCAUUCUAACUUUUUGAUCAGUUCCUCUCCAGUCGGAUACGGAAAUGGAUUAUUUGAGAAUGAAGGAGUCAAUUUGGAGCGCUUGAAACAGCAUUCUUCAGCUAGUGCAAUCAGGUUAGCAUCACGACAGUUUGUUAACGCUUACCUUAUGCGUGGUCGAGAUUUUGAUAUGGAAAUGGAAUUGUCAGUGACUCCUGAGGGUUUUAAACGUGUUACUGGUAUAUUUUAUUGUCAUCUCUGCAGAGAGAAACGUGAGCGCACAUCAGCCGUACGCUUUUCCAUAGCCCGCAACAGGUAUCCAGUUUUGAGUAAUGUAUUAUCGCACUUAAAAACACAUUUUCAUUAUCGGGGUCAAACGUUAUCAGGAUUGCAGGCUGCGGUCACCCAACAAACUCAGAACUUACUCAAGUCGGCUAAUGCGCUUAAUGAGUCUUUUAUUGGAGAAGGUUUAGGUCAGUCUCCAGGACCGUUCAACAGUUCGAGCUGUCGCACUGAUUUUACGGUACAACAUACAACUAAUUCAUCUAAUACAUCGCUUCUGCCAACAUCUAUUUCUCUUAACCAAUUUCAGUUACAAAUGAAACCUGAACCAGGAAACUGCACGUAUACUAUUGAAGCUGAGGGCAUUGAAGACUCUAGUUCUGUGCAUCAGAUUUUAGACAGUUUAUCUCCGCCAAAUAGAUCAAACUCACCGGAUACCAAAGGUUCGUCUCCCACUCGAGGUUUGGAACUCAAAGUCAUUAUCCCAUCGCGACCAAAUACAGAUAGCCAAUGUAAUACGCUAACUUCGUGAUGUACAUCCUAUAACUUUUCCCCACAAAUAUAUGAUUCUCAUGUUAUGAAUACUGACGUGCCUGUUCCAAAUAUUUUUUUUCAAGCAUUAACACUUUGAACAUGUAUACAAUGUUUAUUUAGCAUUUCUAUCCAUUCCAUAGAGAAAAUUGUGUGUAAAUACCAAUAGUUUAUUAUCAUCGAUAUUCAGAUAAGUGUGUAUAUUUGUAUAUAAAUCCUUUUAUUAAGUACUCAAUCUUCCUUUAUUUUUACAGUUUAGAAGUAUUUUUCAUCUUAGAAUAAAAUCAAUAGACAAACAGUUGGAAAUCACAAAACAGAAGAAAUCCAGGACUCAUCAGAAGUGCACAGUGAUGACUUUAUACGGGAUCGAAAUCCUGAGGUCCCGGGCAUUACAACACAAUGUUCAAUUAUUGAGGAUUAGUAAAUCUCUUCUCAUUUAGUCAUAGUCAUUUACUGGUGAGUUUGUAACAGUGCUAUAUUCAGUGUUAAGAUGUUUGAUGAUAAAACCUCUCAUAGGUAUUUUAGGGACGUUCUCAGUGGGGUGGUAUAAUAUUCGACCAGUUGUGGAAGGAACAAUAUUAGGGUCUGAUGACCCUAAGUUCUUGCUCUAAGUAUUACAAGACCAAUUAGGAGUAUUGACGUUGUUAUUUGUUUAAAAAUUAGUGUAGUUUAACGCUUCUGAUUAGGGCCUAAAUAAAGCCGAAUAUGGAAAAAAGACUACGCUUGUACAUCUUUCCUGUAAAGUGUUUGUAUGAACGUCGGUGCUACGUGGUGCUUUGAAUGAGAUACUGUGCAGCAAAAAGGCGGCACUGCGUCAAACUAUUGUCUCACUCACCAACUUUGUUUCAAAUACUAGGAAAGCUAAUCGGAACACCUAUUUAGUUAUUUCGACAUACAGUUGGACAUAAAACUGCAAUUUAAAAAUCCUGAUUGCAGAUAAUCAAUAUAUUGUUUAAAUUUUACUAAAAUUGUAAAAAUGCGUAACAAUGUGUCCUCACUAAGUGUCGAUUUUCCAUCUACCUGUUCGUUCCACACACUUUCAGCUACUUAUUAAAUUUGAAAUCCAUUUUAUAAGUUGCUCCAGACGUAAUCGUAAUUAGGAAGUGGAUUACACUUAGUUACGAUGAUGAUUUCGAUUAUUUUUCAAAAUUACAUACUUUAAAGAUGCAGAUUAUUGUUUGUGAUAAUUACUAUUCACUGGUUACUACAACUGAAGGGCGUUGAUUACUGAAAUCGAUAAGCGAUUUUCCACGAAACAACUUUUCACCCCACAGACAACUUCUAGUCGAUUUUAUCGCACUUGAUGAUCAUGAUAUUUUAGGGAUUUUUUAGAGAUGGUGUAUUACCCUAAAAUGUUUUCAUUAGCAUAGCUAUUGUUUGGUAGGUUUAACUAAUAAAAAAUCAAUUCACUUUAUGAAGCUGGUCAAGCUCACUGAUGUGACCCUGUUAAACUUAAAAAUAUACGGCCGCAGUACAUUCGUCUAAAAUAAUCUCUUAUCAUAAGACGAUGGUUUAGCUCACUAUGUUAUUCUUAUGAGAGCAGCCAUAUUUCAUGCAAAUGAAAUAUACAAGGCAACAGAGUUUUCGUAAAAAAAAUUGUCUUAUGAAAUAUGGAGUUCUGUGAUAUUUUGCAAGACAUGAAUACUUAUAUAAAUGCGCAAACUCUACGAACAAAGUUAAGUUCGAUUCCACAUAACGUUUGUUGGGAUAUCUAACGCCGCUGAACAACUCACAAGCACAACGUGAAUCGUAAUACUAACUAAUUAGUAGAUGUAUACAAUUAGUAUGCUCUAAUUUAUAAGUCGCUAACUAGUAGAUAUGAUACCUAGCCUACCUUUGUAUGUUUGUAUAAUGUAACUGAGUUUAUUAUAUUUGAGCAAUGAAAUAAAGCAUUUUGCAGCUAACCAGUCAACUUUUUAUACAUUUGCAUUUGUGAACUUAAAAAGUGUGAAAAACAACGAAUUAAACUAUGUAAUAAUAAUGUGGUGAAAUGUAUGGAGUGUAAUGAAUUAAAUUUAAUGGAUUAUUACCUGGGUUUAAUGAGAAAUGGAGACAGUGAAAAAAGACUAUGCGACCGAUUAAGGACAAUU